GCGCAGAAGUCCUCAGUGCGUCUGAGCAGUGCGUCACAGAGACCCAGCAGAGCACAGCAGGCAUAACACAUCUCAACAAAUAGCUUUUCAAAGAGAGAGAAUACGUCUGCAUCAGCCAUGAUCUGAAUCGUUUAGAUUUCCAUUUUGGAUGCAACUUUUUUUUUCCUCCAUUUUUCUGCAGUAGCACCAGCCUCUCUCUGACUUUAUUUCUAACUGUUUGCAGAGAGGAAGAAGAUCCUGAGCAACAGCUGUGGAAUAUAUCAACUCUGCUAUAUGGAUAAGGAGUCGCUCCCAUCUGAACUCAGAGUUUGAUCUCAGACGUGUCUCUGUGCGUAAAAGAAGAACAUGAAAUCAGCUGAGGAGGAUGCAUAUGGCUACACGCCAAACGUCAGCCUCUCCCUCCCACUGGGCAACCCUUGUCUUCCCUCCCAGUACCACAGCCUCCAGUCCGGCCCCGUCAUAUCCGUCUCUGUCAGCGAGCCUCACAGUUAUGACACCCAGGAUGACAUGAGGGCGGCCGGCUACUAUUCAUCGUCAGGCGUCCGCCCAAACGGGGCCCCGACCCUGGAGAGCCCUCGUAUCGAGAUCACGGCCUACGGUCAGUUUCCUGAGGAUGCGGUGGAGGAGAGCAACCUUCCUGUCACCAAGCGGGUCAACUCCAUCGUGACGCUGACCCUCCCCAGUGCGGAUAGUUACCGCGACCCAAGCUGCCUGAGCCCAGCCAGCAGCAUCUCAUCCCGCAGCUGCCACUCCGACGCCUCCUCCUACGAGUCAAGCUUCUCCUACAACUACGACAACUCGCCCCAGAACUCCCCCUGGCAGUCGCCCUCUGUUUCCCCCAAGGGCUCCACCCUCGCCCUGCCAGGCGACGGCUGCACCUCCGGCGGCUCCCCUCGCCACUCCCCCUCCACUUCCCCUCGCACAAGCGUGACAGACGACACCUGGAUUGGCCAGCGUGGCUCCAGGCCCAACUCCCCUUGCGGCGCGAAGAGGAAGUACAGCUUCAACGGCAGCGGGGCGACGCACAAGCACUUCCCGUACUCGCCCAACCACUCCCCCGGACUGUCCCCGCAGACUUCCCCUCGCCUCAGUAUCACAGAGGAGAGCUGGCUGCCAAACACCAACCAGUACACCAACUCAGCCAUCCUGGCAGCCAUCAACGCCUUGACCACAGACGGAGUGGCUGACCUCGGGGAGGGGAUCCCCAUUAAAGCCCGGAAGACCAGCCUGGAGCACAGCCCCAACGUCAGCCUGAAGCUGGAGCCUGGAGGCGAGGAGCUUCCAGGGGACCUCUGUCAGGACGAACACAGAAUGCCGUUGAAGAAGGAGGGCUACUGUGGCGGGUUCCUGGAUGUGCCACAGCACCCGUACUCCUGGUCCAAGCCAAAGCAAUAUGUCAGCCCAUCCCUGCCGGCCCUCGACUGGCAGCUGCCGUCCAGCUCGGGGCCGUACAGCCUGCAGAUCGACGUGCAGCCCAAGUCCCACCACCGAGCCCACUACGAGACGGAGGGCAGCAGGGGAGCGGUGAAGGCCCUGGCAGGAGGACAUCCAGUCGUUCAGCUCCACGGCUACAUGGAGAGCGAGCCUCUGACCCUGCAGCUGUUCAUUGGCACGGCUGACGACCGGCUGCUGAGGCCCCACGCCUUCUACCAGGUCCACCGCAUCACCGGGAAGACGGUGUCCACCCCGAGCCACGAGGCCCUGCACAACAACAACACCAAGAUCCUGGAGAUCCCUCUGCUGCCAGAGAACAACAUGCGGGCCAUAAUUGACUGCGCGGGGAUCUUGAAGCUGCGCAAUUCGGACAUCGAGCUGAGAAAGGGGGAGACCGACAUCGGACGCAAGAACACACGUGUGAGGAUGGUGUUCAGAGUUCACAUCAACCAGGCCACGGGGAGAACGGUGUCCCUGCAGGCUUCAUCCAACCCCAUCGAGUGCUCCCAGAGAUCGGCCCAGGAGCUGCCGCUGGUGGAUAAACGCAGCUUGGAGACGUGUCCCGCCCCCGGGGGGGAGAGGAUGCACAUCGACGGACACAACUUCCAGCACGACUCCAAGGUGGUGUUUGUGGAAAAGGCUCAAGAUGGCCACCACCUCUGGGAGACUGAGGCCAAGGUCGACAGAGACGCCUCGAAGCCUAAUUCACUUCUCGUUGAAAUCCCUCCCUAUCGCAGCCAAAGACUCUCCACUCCGGUCCAUGUGAACUUCUACGUCUGCAACGGCAAGAGGAAAAGAAGCCAGUACCAACGCUUCACCUACGUCCCUGCCAGUGCGCCGACGAUAAAGACGGAGCCGCACGACGACUACGACGCCCCUCUGGUGUGCGGCCAGCACGGCCCCGGCCUGUCCUUGCACCCAAAGCCAUACUUCCCCCCUCAGGUCGUGACCCCGAUGGUGACCUCGGACCUCAGGCCUUGCGUGGUGGGCGGGGCUUACUCUGUCAGCCAGCAGAGAUUGGCCAAGCCCUCCUCGCUGCCCCUCUCGUCCUCUCCGAGCACCAGCCCCAAACUGCACGACCUGUCGCCGCCGCCCUUCUCCAAGUGCCUCCCCGCCGGCCCGCCGGACCAGCAGUCCCCAAUCCCGCACGUCUCCAUCAUCCAGGAGACUCCCGGGCGCUACCAGCCGCUCAGCCUCUACCUGCCCAGCAGCUCCCCCUCCUCCUCCUCCCCGACCUCGCAGCCCUCCACACCGACCGACGGCCCUUACUCUCCCGCCCUCUGCAUGACGCCAGCCCCGCCGGGCAGUGGCAGCACCAGCCCAGCAGCUCAGCAGCACCCCAAGGUGCCACAGAGGGGGCGGGGUUCCCUUCAGGAGGACGGCAGCCCGCCGGCGCUGGCUGUCAGCAUCAAACAGGAACCACAGGAGCUGGACCAGAUGUACCUCGAUGAUGAUGCGCAGAAGGUCAAAGCCAGAUCAAAUAGAGGAGAGGAGGUCAGUCAGUUCAGUCUGGGCCGGGAAGAGCACACACAUGGCAGCGGAACGACACGCUGUAGGAGGGUGGAGAUGAGUCAAUGAGAUCAUCAGGAACGACCUGUCGAACAUCUCCGUCCACAGCCAUGCGUAGUUUCCCAACAAAACUGACACGGGAAACACAAAACAAAGGGAAACACCAAAACCAAAAUAAAUUGACAUUGUGCUUUUCAUGCUUGGACUACAGCGUGCAGGAAGCAGCAAAUAGGAAAUGCAAAGAGAACAAAUGUAAAUGUGUUGUCCAGAUGACCAGGGUCCAACGCGUGCCUUGUUUUUCAUACGUAAUGCCUUUUUAACAGAAAUUAUCUGAGGAAUAAAUCACAUGACUGACUUUUUUUAAGACGUGUAAAUUGAGUAUGUAGCAACCAAACCUGCCACCAAACCCAGCCUCCACAACAAAGUAUGCUUUUAGAGGACCAAAAAUGUUUUUUAUAUGUCUUUUUUGUUGCUGCAGUUUGUAAAUGAUUCAGUGCCUAUGAGUUAUGUAAUUUGUAUAUACAGUAUCUGUAGCGCUUCAGUUUGCAUAUCUGGCUUUACAGAGAGACGAUUUAAAGAGAAGUGCCUUUUUUUAACUGGAAAUAGGAAAACGUGGCUUCACGCGUUCUACUUCAAAAGAUUUUAUAAAGCGAGAUAAUGUUUCUUUUGCUGAAUAGUGGCAACACAUGCUUAUUAUGGGAUAAUGUUAAAUGCUAAAAGACAGUGUAACGGUAGCACAAAUAGAGUCAUCAGUCACCAAAAGCUCACCAGGCCAGGUGAGGCUGUAAAGGUGUGUUUUAGUUCUCAUGAGUUCAACUUUUCAUUUGUAAAAAGAAGUUAUUUCUUCUUCCAGAAGUUGCAUAAUCUCACCUUAAUUCAUAUUUGUUUAGACCAAUUAAGUUAAGAUUAUUAAAAUCGAAUACAUUUUCUGUAUUCACAACCAACAAUAAGCACUUAACCACUGAACCUGUGGUAUUACUUGUAGUUUAUUCCAUUGAGGCAACAAGUUUGUGUCACAUGAAGUCACAAUUUCCAGAUGAUAAGUUACCCGAACCUCAUAUAGAGUUCAUAUGUCUUUAUGCACUCAUACAGUACAAAUGCUACGGAAGCCCUGAGAGGCAAGUGAGGCUUCUGUUGUUGUAAUACUCAUUUCAGCCACAAGAGGCUGAAGUUCACCGCUACACCACGUUCUAAAUAGGACUGAAAACAUUCUUGUUUUCUUCCAGGACAGUUUUAAUUUCUCCAUUCACUCUAAACUAGGGCUUUCAAAGCUAACAUGAUAAUAACGCGUUAAACGCAAAUUUGUUUUAACACCACUAAUUUCUUUAACGCAUUAACGCAAAAUUUAAGAUGUAGCGGGCUCAGUUUUAGCUCAGCUAAAGUGAAGA
Messenger RNA from Sebastes umbrosus (honeycomb rockfish), 4331 nucleotides. RefSeq names its product nuclear factor of activated T cells 1 (gene nfatc1). The record is from RefSeq and is a predicted model, not a curated record. The coding region runs from base 346 to 3012 and encodes 888 amino acids. Gene Ontology annotation, molecular function: DNA-binding transcription factor activity, RNA polymerase II-specific; RNA polymerase II cis-regulatory region sequence-specific DNA binding; transcription factor binding. NCBI's taxonomy places the organism in Eukaryota, Metazoa, Chordata, Actinopteri, Perciformes, Sebastidae. Gene Ontology annotation, cellular component: transcription regulator complex. Gene Ontology annotation, biological process: regulation of transcription by RNA polymerase II; cytokine production; calcineurin-NFAT signaling cascade. The transcript has 11 exons.